AUGACCAUCCUCCACUUCCCGUUCAACGGCUAUGUCUUCAAGCGCCAGGCCGAAUUCCCCAUCUUGCGACAGUAUGGACUGGUGCCGCUGCCGCCCACGCGUCCACUUCCGGAACCGCUGCGUACCGAGGUGGACAGCAUGACCAUGCAGAUCUUGGUGGACCGCAGCGCGUCCCAGGAGAUGCUGUUCGCCGCAGACGACCUACGUCGCGCAGCCAUUCCCGAGACCUGGGAAAUUGACCGGUCGUUCCUCCUCACCCUCGACCUCAAGCUCCGGCAAGCGCUUGAGGAGCGCCAGGCGGCCGAGGAGGUGCAUGAGGCUACGGCCCAGGCGCAGGUGGCGCGACUGGCUGCCGCUGCUGCUGCUGUCCGGCAAGCCCCCGCUGUGAUCCCCGUGGGUGCCGCUAAGGGCGCGGCCGUAACGAUGAUUGAGCAAGUCAAGAUCAAGACGGCAAUCGUUUGA
Apiotrichum porosum is the source of this 462-nucleotide messenger RNA. RefSeq lists its product as uncharacterized. The record is from RefSeq and is a predicted model, not a curated record. Lineage: Eukaryota; Fungi; Basidiomycota; Tremellomycetes; Trichosporonales; Trichosporonaceae. The transcript has 3 exons. The coding region runs from base 1 to 462 and encodes 153 amino acids.